Molecule: messenger RNA, 771 nt
Organism: Stylonychia lemnae
Lineage: Eukaryota; Ciliophora; Spirotrichea; Sporadotrichida; Oxytrichidae
Source: the annotation of a GenBank genome assembly
AUGUUUAUGAUAAUAAAGUAGAAAUUUCUGACUUAUUAGACAAGAAUGAGGAAAGAAGCAUUUGACAGAUGGCGCAGAGAGACUAAAUUUGUCUCUACUGCAGCUAAGAAUCUCACUAUUACAGCUAAUUCUCUCAUUAUUAGCUAAUAGGAAAAGAUUCAAAACCUCAGGCUAGUAUUGUAAAAGAGGUAAUAAGAGUUGGACUAACUCUAGAGUCAGCAUAAAAAUUUGGAAUCAAAAGGAAAGGUUGAUUUUAGUGAGAAAGUGAGAAUUCUGAAUAGACUUGUGAAACGCUAGGCAAUAAAUAAAUUUAGCAAUAUAAUCAAGACAAAAGUCUUAAAAUCGCCAUUCCAAAUGAUCAAAGCCUGCUCUGAAUACAAGUUUUACAAAAAUAAGAUGCUCAGAGAUUUACCUAAGCCUAGAAAGAAGCAGUGGUGGGAAAAACUUAUGGAAGAAGAGUAUAAUUACUUCUAUGAGUAAGCAGGAGAGAAACUUAAGAGGGUACCUCUGGUAUAUAGAGAUAUAUAUGACUUUAUCUUGGAGCAUAGGCUCAUUAAGCAUGUAAUAGUAAUUUAAAGAUUUAUCAGAAAACGGAAAAUGAGAUAAUGGUUGAAUGAGCAUGAAAUAGAUUAGUAGUAAAAACAUCCUUAGUAAGCUUAAUAAACCAAAUUAUAAAGGCAAAAUCAACCAAGAAAAGUCAAAGUAGAUGUAAGCUUUUUAGAGCUCAAAGGAAAUAAAGAGAGGGGAGAAUUGGAAUGUAGUAUAUUUUGA